AUGUCCCGAAGCAGCAACACAGCUUCCUCCUCGGCUGCCCACCUCCGCAGGCAGGAGCAGUCGCGCCCGGCCUUUUCCGAGGACCAGUUCCUGGCCGUUUCCAAGGAGCUGGUCAGCCAUAGCGCGCGUCCCGACACCUGGCAGCUCCUCACCAACACCCAGGGUCUCUGCAUCUACCGGCUGCACGACGAGAAAUCGGGGCUGUAUGAAUAUAAAAUCUAUAGCAUACUUACUGAUUGUUCCCCAGAGCUAUGUGCUGAUGUUUAUAUGGACUUAAGCUACAGAACAAAAUGGGACCAAUAUGUUAAAAAUGUACGUGAGAAAACUCAGGAUGGCAAAACAGCUAUCUACUGGGAAGUGAAGUUCCCCUUCCCCUUGGCAAACAGAGAUUAUGUUUUUGUUCGUGAGCGUCAAGAUAUGGAGCAUGAUGGGCAGAAGAUCUAUGUUAUAUUGGCUAAAAGUGUGAAUACUGUUAAAUUCUCAGAAAAGCCUGGGAUUGUUAGAGUAAAGAAUUUUAGACAAGGCGUGGCCUUUGCAAGUGAUGGCAAGAAAGGGUGCAAAGUUUUCAUGACCUAUUUUGAUGAUCCUGGUGGAAAGCUUCCUUCGUGGGCUGUCAACUGGGCAGCUAAGACUGGAAUUCCCAACUUCUUGAAAGACAUGCAGAAAGCUUGUCAGAGUUAUCGUAAGAGAUAA
Messenger RNA from Thamnophis elegans (Western terrestrial garter snake), 693 nucleotides. It is a transcript of the gene PCTP, whose product is annotated as phosphatidylcholine transfer protein. The transcript is spliced from 6 exons. The coding region runs from base 1 to 693 and encodes 230 amino acids. Lineage: Eukaryota; Metazoa; Chordata; Lepidosauria; Squamata; Natricidae. Gene Ontology annotation, molecular function: phosphatidylcholine binding; phosphatidylcholine intramembrane carrier activity. The record is from RefSeq and is a predicted model, not a curated record.